AACAACCCACGCUCCGUCGCGCUUUUGGAUUUAGCCACGGGAACCCUCCAAAAAUCACAUUUUAUAACCAUUUAAGACUCGAAAUAGACCGUUUUGGAGGUUUUUAGUACGUCCGCAAAAAUGCAAAGCAUUCGGUUUUGAAAACGGGAUCGUCGACACUAAUCACGGAGGACGAUUUGCAGGUGACGGCAUCAUGGCGGAUGUGGCUGUGAGGACCGAAACCUCCUGGGCCUGUCGCACUCAGGGAUGCCACCUGAGUGACGUGCUGCUUCCUGUUCACGCUGGUAAUGAGGAGGAACUCAGUCAGUCAGAAACUGCAGAGACAAACAGCGGCGGUGCAGUGCUGCUGGAGCAGGUGGAGGAAGGCGCUCCCUGCGUCCUCACGCUUCACUGCAGCCCCGACUCGUCCGCCGCCAUCAGCCGCCUGCUGGUCACCAGCGAGGCUCGGACCAUGGAGGUGUACGACCAGAUGGGGGAGUACUGCGGGACGGUCCGGGGGGUCCAGGACGACGGCGUCCAGCCAGAGAGCGGAGGCAGAGGGCCCUUCUACAGGAAGCAGCUGAUCCUGGAGCAUCCGUCCUCCUCCUGUGAAGUCAAGCUGCUGUCUCUGGCCGGUCGGAGCAGCGUCGUGGUGUGUCGGGUGGUGGUGGUCCUGCAGCCUCUGCGGCCCCCGCCGGCUCGCGGCCCCGGCAUCGACAUGCAGCAGGUCCAGACUCUGAUGGAGGAGAUGGGAACCAGUCUGUCCCCUGGAGCCCAGAACCUGAUGGACAUGGUGCAGGUCCAGCAGAAGAACCAGAGCUCUCUGGGCGGGUUCCUGCCUCUCCUGAUGGGCGGUGGAGCUUUCUCUGCUCUGACCAGAGGAGCCAGCAACAGCAGCCACCUCCUGCCUGCAGACUCCACGGCUCAGUGUGGAGGCUCCUCUGAGAGCUGCUCCUCCUCCACCACCUCGUCCCCGGACCAGCCCAUGUCUGACGUCAGCUCAACCACCGGCAGCAGCGAGGCGGAGGGUCCGGUCGGCCACGCCCAGCUGGCGGACAUGAUGUCCCACUUCCUGAGAGGCGGCGGCGGGGCGGAGCUUCUGCCCGUGCUGCAGAACGUGUGCGGUCAGGUGACCCAGCUGAGGCUGGACGAGGCGGCGGCCGAGAGGGAGAAGAGCUUCAGGACGGGUUCCUGGGAGCUGGACUCGGCCAUGGAGCGCCGCCUGGACGAGAUGGAGAGGAGGCUGAAGGAGCACCUGGACCGCCGGCUGGACGCCCUGGAGCAGAAGCUGGACAAAGCCCUGCUGCUCGUCCUGAACCACGCAGAAGGGGGAGAUCGCCGUGACGACGGCCGCGCACUGACCCUCAGCCGGGAAGUUAACGCGUCAUUUUAAACGCCUAACUCCUGACAGAAGGGCAAACCUGUCUCCUGACUGACAUGAACGCAGGACUAAAAGCGAAGCCGUAAAUGACUAAACACACUGACUUCCACCAGCAGAUCACUCCCACUGUGUGUUCACUUUAAUUUCCAAUUGUUCUGAAGAUCCACGCGGCAGUACACCUGAGGACGUAACUAUUACUGUCAGUCUCUAAAUGGUGAAAAGAAAGCGGGAAACGUCCUUGUUCAUCACGUUUUGCCUGGCGGAAAAAAAACUACCAAAUCCCAAGAACACCAUGAUGGAAAUGAGUUUAACUUUUAAAUGACAAAGUAUCAUCAUUCCUGCUAAUAAUGACACUGUAAUGUUCUGAAUAAUGUAUAUGUCUGUAAAACAAUUAAAAUGACUGUUUUCACCUGUGAUGAACUGUACUGACACCGAGCGCAAGUAAAAAUAUAUUUAUUAGA
Molecule: messenger RNA, 1821 nt
Organism: Salarias fasciatus (jewelled blenny)
Lineage: Eukaryota; Metazoa; Chordata; Actinopteri; Blenniiformes; Blenniidae
Gene: c8h10orf88
Product: chromosome 8 C10orf88 homolog
Exons: 9
Coding region: 194-1372 (392 amino acids)
Source: RefSeq, a predicted model, not a curated record